This is a messenger RNA of Zygotorulaspora mrakii, 1398 nucleotides long. It is a transcript of the gene SNU56, whose product is annotated as Snu56p. Gene Ontology annotation, molecular function: mRNA binding. Gene Ontology annotation, biological process: mRNA splicing, via spliceosome. NCBI's taxonomy places the organism in Eukaryota, Fungi, Ascomycota, Saccharomycetes, Saccharomycetales, Saccharomycetaceae. The transcript has a single exon. The record is from RefSeq and is a predicted model, not a curated record. Bases 1 to 1398 code for a protein of 465 amino acids.
AUGGCUGUAAAGCGAAAGGCAGUUUCAAGCGCUUAUGACGGUACAGCAAACUCAAAGAGACAAAGAAGGCAACAACAUGAGUUUUUCGAAUCACAGGAUAUUUGGAAGAACUUGAACAAAAUUAGUACCAACCUGACAAACUCUAGUAGAGAGAAAAAGAAUAGCCAACUGUUCAUUCCCGUAUAUACAGCAACAGGUGUUGAGAACGCUAAAGUUUGUGUUGAGGCGCUUCAAGAGUUCAUCGAAACCAGCAAAAUCGAGGUAUAUUUCGGACUAGGUGGUAAUAGAUCGAUAGGUUUCGUGAGAUUAAGAAAUUUUAACAUAUUAGACUGCUGUCUGGUACUAUCAGUGAUUCUGGCUGCAAGAAAUAAAAAUCAUAUAAUCAGUGACACAAAAAACAUGUUUACCAUUCCGCAGAGUACUGCUUUAGCAGCUUCAUUUUAUUUACCUAGUAAUUUCACCUAUCUUGAUGCCAAAUGGGUUCCUCCGUCUGGACUGAGGAUUUCUGAAGUGGUAUGCACAGAUACCUACAAUUUUAAAGAGUUUCAUGUCAGUUUGUCGAAAAAUAGAAGCUUAUCCAUUUUUAUUGAGGGUAUUGCUUCGUUCUUAACUAAUUUAAAGUUUGGAAAAUGUAAAGGAGCGAAAGAUCAAGACUUUAGAUCAUACUUGUCAAAAAUUUUCAAUUCCAUAAAGUCAAGCAUUUAUCAGACGUGUCUGCCCAAGGAUGUAAUGUUUGACUCUGCGGAUUUAGUGGCUGUAAAUAGACCAAAGAUUGAAAAAUCGAAAGAAAACCUAUUAAAAUAUGCAAAGGAUAUUAUCAAUAGUAACAAAUAUGAUGGUAUGAUUAAACCAGCUUCCGAACCAGUCAAUGAUCGAAAUAUCCAUGUGAGCCAGAGCUCGCGGCAUGACUCGAAUGCAAAUGGUGCUCCGAGCAAUCGUUAUCGCGCCGCUUCACGUAGCACAGGUACUAACUUGCAUAUCCCACAAGAUGGGCAUCCAGCUGAGUCUGCUAAUACAAUCGUGCCAUCAAAUUACAUGACCCAGGAACAGAUUAAACAACAUUGUCAAGCUACAGUGAGUGCUUCAAUGGAUGCGCUCAAGAGUAAAUCACCAUAUCAAAUAUUUACAAUGUACGUGAAGUGCCCUCGACAGAAGUACACUGAUAUAGUAUACCAAAGUUUGAAUGACCUGCGAACGCAAUCAAAUUGUAAUAUUGUUGUUCUGAAUUUAAAUAAUCUGAAUGAAUCAAAAUCCUGGUUUGAUACCCUAGACACAAGCAAGUAUACGGCAUUUACAAAAGCACCGCAUCCCAGCACUGUACGGGUGAUAAGUAUUGGCGGGGUGGGUGAGCAUAUGAUGAAAGCACUCGAGCUUAUUUCAAGAAUUAUGGAAGCCUAA